This is a messenger RNA of Dunckerocampus dactyliophorus (ringed pipefish), 2275 nucleotides long. RefSeq names its product prostaglandin E2 receptor EP1 subtype-like. Gene Ontology annotation, cellular component: plasma membrane. The transcript has 3 exons. Gene Ontology annotation, biological process: positive regulation of cytosolic calcium ion concentration; adenylate cyclase-activating G protein-coupled receptor signaling pathway; inflammatory response. Gene Ontology annotation, molecular function: thromboxane receptor activity; prostaglandin E receptor activity. NCBI's taxonomy places the organism in Eukaryota, Metazoa, Chordata, Actinopteri, Syngnathiformes, Syngnathidae. The record is from RefSeq and is a predicted model, not a curated record. The coding region runs from base 373 to 1491 and encodes 372 amino acids.
GUAAACACAGAGUGGAUACAGCACACGAAUAAUGAAGAUGAUGAUGAUGAGCGGCUCUGCACAGCAGAGACGCCCACGUUGCGUGAAGACGCACAGACUAUGAAACCUUAGCGUCCUCUCCUCCAACCUUCAGUGCAACUAACACUUGGACUGGAAUACACGACAUAAACCACACCGAGGGCUUUUUUUUUAAUCUUUGCAAGAGCGGUGGAGUUAUCCAAAAGGGAAACGAAGCAGUUUCCUUCGAAAACAUCUUGGAUUAUUGCUGGUUAUCUACAGGGACUUAUUUUGCUUUUUCAGCUGGACUGUGACGGACAUUUCUAAUGUUAAGAGCCUCUUAAGUAUGGACCGCAUGAGCCUCAGUGUUCAGUCAUGUUGUCUUUGAGCCGCUGGAACUCUACGUUUUCAUCGCUCAUUCCUCACUUCUCCAAUGUCAGCGAUGGGAAAGUGGAGGCCAGGGUGGCUUUCGAGGAGAUGUCACAGCAGGCAAACCUCACCACUAGCGGCAUCAUGGUGGUGGUGUUCCCCAUGACACUGGGCAUCGUCUCCAACAUUGUGGCUCUCGUCAUCCUAGCCAACGCGUACUCCCUCCAGCGUCGGCGCUCCAAAGCCACCUUCCUCCUGUUUGCCACCUCCCUGGUGGUGACAGACUUCAUCGGUCAUGUCAUCCCUGGUGCCCUGGUUCUGAGACUCUACCUGUCUGGAGGUGCACGCCCUGAGGACUACAGUUCAUCUGAUGGAAUGUGCCAGUUCCUGGGAGGGAGCAUGGUGUUCUUCGGCCUUUGUCCGCUCUUCAUGGGUUGUGCCAUGGCUGCAGAGCGUUGUCUGGGUGUCACCAAGCCACUGCUGCACUCCUCCUUGAUCACAAGCACCCGCACUAAAAUGUGCCUGUGUGUGAUUUGGCUGGCCGCUCUGUGUGUGGCCUUGUUGCCAUUCUUGAAACUGGGCUCUUACACCUACCAGGACCCGGGAACCUGGUGUUUCAUUAAAGUUCUCAGCAACAUUCAGCAGGUGGAUGUGGCGUUCGUGGUGCUUUUCUCUGGGCUCGGCUUGAUCUCCCUGGCCGUGGCGGUGGUGUGCAACACCAUCAGCGGACUGACACUGGUGCUCGCUCGGCUCAGGAGGAAGCCUGGGUCGCAUCAUUCAGCCAAGUCACAUGACAUAGAGAUGGUGGUGCAGCUGGUGGGGAUCACAGUUACUUCGUGUAUCUGCUGGUGCCCUCUACUGAUCUUCGGCCUGAUGUCCGCGAUCCACUCCUACGCAGGAUCCAUCAGAGAGGACCUACCCAGCUACAAAAUGUUGAUGGUGAUUGGUGUGAGACUGGCCACGUGGAACCAGAUCCUGGACCCUUGGGUUUACAUCUUGCUGCGCCGCACCGUGCUACGGAAAAUUUACCUCAUUGCAAAAUGCCAAGCUGGCCUGGGGGGUAAUAUAUUUGGCUGCUUGGACUCUGCAUCUCCCCCCCAAUCAGAAAAGAAUGAAGAGCUAUAGACUUCUUAUCAAAGAAGGACGACAAAGAGUUAUUUCUGGGCUGUUUUCUGAAUAUGAGGAAAUAUGUAACUCGUAUCUUUGUAACAUUACAUUAUUUUCUCACCUAACAAAUGGAAGCUAGCUAAAUGCUGUGAUUUUGCACAAAACUUCAUGAAUAUGUAUAUGAUACUGUUUACUUUGGAGUGCUUAUUUCAUGUUGGGACAACAGAAUGUGAAUGUGCUGUGAAACAUCUUCUAUCCUGACACAUUCAAAGCAAACAUUUAGAAGAAUAACAUGUUGAGCCUACUUUUUGCAUUGGAUGAAUGUAAAACAAAUGGUAUUGGUUAAAGCCUCACAGAGAGCUUAUGAGUAAAUACUAAUGUAUCAUGAUGGAAUAGCCAUGCUCCGUUACUGCACAUUGAAUGAUUGUCUGCAUGACGGGCUGUUGUGAAAGUUGACUCUGGAAAGGACAUGCAGAUAAUUUUUAAAUGACUACAAGUAAAAGCCAUGGAUUGUGACUAAUAUUUUGUGCGAGUACUUUUACUAGUCAUUUGGCCAGAGUUUUGCAACAUAAAGGAGACGUAUGUAAUUAUAAUAAAGACGGAAUUAAUUAAGCAGCCUUACUAUAAUUAGUGAGAGGAGCUCGAUUUUAAGGACUCGGGCUUUGAAGGUCACACUUGUAGUUCAAGAACUGCAGACCAAAAAGAAUAGCAGCUAGUUGUUUGAGAGAUGCUCCCCAUCCAUGUUAGUCAGUGUGCUCAUUCAUCUGAAUCUACACCAAAAUGUAUUUUUUUCUGGCCCAAC